Messenger RNA from Huiozyma naganishii CBS 8797, 660 nucleotides. RefSeq names its product putative haloacid dehalogenase-like hydrolase. The record is from RefSeq and is a predicted model, not a curated record. The transcript has a single exon. NCBI's taxonomy places the organism in Eukaryota, Fungi, Ascomycota, Saccharomycetes, Saccharomycetales, Saccharomycetaceae. The coding region runs from base 1 to 660 and encodes 219 amino acids.
AUGACGAGGACAAGCGACGCACGCGGGGCUAUCCGGGCCGUGACGUUUGAUAUGGACGGCACAUUGUGUUUGCCGCAGCCGUGGAUGUUCCCCGCGAUGCGUGAUGCAAUUGGUUGCACGGACACGAAGAUCGACAUCCUGACCUUCAUAGACGCGUUGCCCACCGUCCAGGAGAAGCGCAAGGCCGAGAAGGCGAUCCACGACGUCGAGGUCAAAGCCAUGCACGAGAUGGUCCCGCAGUCUGGGCUCACUGAGCUGCUGCAAUAUUUGACGGAGAACGGUGUAUACAAGAGCAUAUGCACAAGAAAUAUACAGACCCCAGUGGACUCCUUCAUACGGAGGUUUGUUCCUGCUGAGUUGUCCCAAUUCGAUCUGAUAGUCACGAGAGAUUUAGACCCACAAAGACCGAACCCAGACCCGCUACACCACAUAGCGAGCCAACUGGGCGUCGAUACAGCGGAGAUGAUGAUGGUGGGCGACUCCUUCGACGACAUGCGCAGCGGGAGGUCCGCCGGGUGCGUCACCGUCCUGCUGAAGAACAAAAUCAACGAGCACCUGCUCACAGAACACGCAGAUUUGGUAGACGUCACCGUCGACACCCUCGCGGAAAUCGUCCCACUGCUGCAACACAGCGCUGCAGAGUCGCCAGCCCCCGUGUAA